Messenger RNA from Stegastes partitus (bicolor damselfish), 1854 nucleotides. The record is from RefSeq and is a predicted model, not a curated record. NCBI's taxonomy places the organism in Eukaryota, Metazoa, Chordata, Actinopteri, Pomacentridae.
AUGACAUCAUUUGAUGCCCAGUCCAUUGCAAAUGAGCUGCAGCAGCAGAUUCAAAACAACGGUCUUGCAGAGCUUAAGUGUGUAGCACAAACAUAUGAUGGUGCAGCUGUCAUGAGUGGGACCACUGGAGGUGUACAAGCACACUUUAGAAGGCUCCAUCCUGAAGCUAUCUACAUGCAUUGUUAUGCUCAUGAACUCAACCUGGUGUUGUGCCAUACUUGCAAGGCCAUCCCAGAGGCUGUGGAGCUUUUCAGCUUGUUAGAGUGUGUUUACUCUUUUGUCAGCACCUCCCUAGAGGCAUACACAUCCUCACCCCUGCCACCCCUGGGAAGAUCUGACCAUGACCUGGUGCAACUUCUCCCCGUGUACAAGCCUCUUGUACACAGACAGCCAGCGUCCACCCACACAAAGAAGAUCUGGUCUGAGGAGUCGGUGGAGACACUGAAAGACUGCUUUGACACCACGACAAUAAGAGUUUUUGCCAACCACAAACCAUGGAUCACUCCGGACAAUAAGACCCUCCUCAAGGAAAAGAGGAGGGUUUUUAAGUUGGGGGACAGGGACCAGAUGAAAGCUGUGCAGAGAGAAUUGAGGAAGAAGACUAGAGAGGGGAAGGGCAGCUAUAGGAGGAGGAUGGAGGAACAGCUACAGCAGAAGGAUGUCAGUGGUGUCUGGAGGAGUCUGAAAACAAUCUCCGGACACAACAGCUCCAGACCUGUGCUGGAUAGGGACCAGGAGCGGGUGAAUGACCUGAACAGGUUCUUCAACAGGUUUGAGCAGCCAUUCUCCCCUCCCCCUACUCAGCCAGCCCUGCUGCAAUCUCCUCCCCCGACUGGAACAACAGCUGCCCCAAGGACUGACACCCCAACCCCCCUCCCUGCUGCUCCUCCACAACCCCCCAGCCCACUCACCACCCCCGCGUCCAGUGUGGCUCUCUCUACAGCACAGGUAGAGAGAGAACUGUCCCGGCUGAAGGUCAAGAAGGCAACAGGCCCAGAUGGCAUCAGCUCAAGGCUCCUCAAACCACAGUUUGUGAGGACACAAGGCUGUGUGUCUGAGACGGUGAUCUGCAGCACAGGGGCACCUCAAGGAACUGUUCUGGUUCCUCUCCUGUUCUCCAUCUACACAGCAGACUUCACCCACUACACAUCAAACUGCCACCUGCAAAAGUUCUCGGAUGACUCUGCCAUCGUCGGUCUCAUCAACAACGGAGACGAGAAAGAGUACCGAGAACUGAACCAGAACUUUGUGGCCUGGUGCCGGCAAAACUGCCUCCGGAUUAACGCCGGAAAAACCAAGGAGCUGGUGGUUGACUUUUGCCGGCACAAAAUCACCCCUCCCUCUCCAGUGAACAUCCAGGGAAUGGACAUCAAGAUAGUGGACUCCUACAAGUACCUUGGUGUUCACCUGAGCAAAAACCUGGACUGGACUGUUAACACUCGGGCUCUGUACAAAAAGGGUCAGAGCAGACUCCACCUGCUGCGCAGACUGAGGUCCUUCGGUGUACAGGAAGGCCUCCUAAGGACUUUUUAUGACUUGGUGGUCUGCGGUGUGGUCUGCUGGAGCAGCAGCAUCACGGCAGCCGAGAGGAAGAGUCUCAACAAGCUGGUGAAGAAGGCCGGCUCCGUCCUGGGCUGCAGUCUCGAUCCUGUGGAAGUGGUAGGUGACAGGGGGAUGAUGACAAAGCUGUCAUCAUACAUGGACAUUACCUCCCACCCUCUGCAUGGGACUGUUAAAGCCCUGGAAAGUGCCAUCAGUGCCAGGCUUCUUCAUCCACGCUGUUCCAAAGAGAGGUAUCGCAGGUCCUUCCUCCCCUCUGCUGUGAGACUCUACAACCAGCUGUGUUCCCAGUAG